AUGAGUAGCAGUUGUGAUCACAAGUUGAUUUCGGAAAGGAUCAAAUGCGUCGGUACCAAUCUCGCUUCUGUAUUUCUAGAUGCAAAUGUUUUGGCGAUUGGUAUCAACUAUCAAAUUCACACAUACACACACCAAACGACCGCCAAAAACCACCACUCUCGCUUCUGCUCUCCCUCCAUCCACAAGGCGCUGCGCAAUAUCACCAUUAACAAGGCAUUGUCCAGAUUGACAUCGACACUGUAUGCUGUAUAUGGAGAUGAUUUUUUCGAAUGCUCACUUUGGUAUCUCAAUGCUAUUGUUUCCAAUCUGCCGUUCAUGCGAGAGCUUGUAUUUAUUUGUCAAUCUCUGCUAUUGACUUGA
Lobosporangium transversale is the source of this 360-nucleotide messenger RNA. RefSeq lists its product as hypothetical. Lineage: Eukaryota; Fungi; Mortierellomycota; Mortierellomycetes; Mortierellales; Mortierellaceae. The transcript is spliced from 3 exons. Bases 1 to 360 code for a protein of 119 amino acids. The record is from RefSeq and is a predicted model, not a curated record.